AUGGCGUCUUCAAGUCCAUACGAUUCGUACAUAUGUACCCUCGCGAUUGCUGAGAAAACUUUCGGCAUCCAUAGGGAUAUACUGUUUCAACUUUGUGAAGACAAAGAGAGUCACAUCGGAAGAUUACUCGACGGCGGUAGUCUUAAAUGGGGACUAGUUUACAUAUAUCCUGAGGAGGUCCCCAACGGCUACGAUGCUGCGACGGUAGAGCGACUUAUCCAGUUUGCCUAUGCAAGCUAUUACAAUGUGCCAGAACCCAAGAUAGAUGACACUCAAGGUGGGCAAGGAACCCAAAUCCGCGCGAUGGAUGUCUCAAAUGCCGAGCCCAAGGGUCACGACUCUGGUUAUUGUGCGAACCAAUCCAAGUCUCCGCCGCCCGCUUCGUGCUCAUCUGCAUCAAGCGAUACCAACACCACCCCAAGCUCAGCAACACGAAUCGUGACACCUACAAGUUCUGUCACGACGAGCUAUCGUCUCAAAGUAAAAAGUCCCAAAUCAGCCCUUCCAAAGUCUAACAAACAGACUCUGAAAGAAGCAUUCAACGCAAAAGCUCGCUCCUCAUUGGGCAAGAAUUACGCAUCUCGACCACCUGGCCCUCGCGUCAACACCCAUCCAAAUGAAGAUUUUACCCAGAUUUUCCUCGCCCACGCUCAGGUCUACAUAUUCGCUACCGUAAAAUGUAUCUACAAGCUCGAGAUAUACGCUCUAUCGCAGCUCCGCGCUGCUCUGGCGUCCUUCAAAUUGUACGAAGAGCGGGUGGGGGAUGUGGUAACCUUGUUGAGGUAUGUGUAUGGCCACGAUGGGGACCAAGCCGCCAGUGCAGAUACCAUCAAGGAUUGCAUGCAAGAGUACAUUGGAUGUGAGUUGGAGGUCUUGAUCAAGGAUGCAGAUUUCAAGCGCUGGUGCAAGAGAAUGAGGAGUUGUAUAAGGAUUUUCUGGAACAGGUUGGGAAGAGGAUUGAGCUGUAGGUUGCAUCUUGACAAGAGCAUCACAUGCAUGUAUUCCAGAAAUGAUGCCAAAGAUGGGAUCGCUGGUGGGAACAGAUUGAGAUGA
This is a messenger RNA of Bacidia gigantensis, 1053 nucleotides long. RefSeq lists its product as uncharacterized. Lineage: Eukaryota; Fungi; Ascomycota; Lecanoromycetes; Lecanorales; Ramalinaceae. The transcript has 2 exons. The record is from RefSeq and is a predicted model, not a curated record. The coding region runs from base 1 to 1053 and encodes 350 amino acids.